AUGGCUUCACGGAGGCUAGCUGCCUCCUUCUCCUCCACUCCUUCCUUCAUCGAUCAUCAACCAAAUCUCCAUUUACCCACUCCACCAGAGCCGCACGCGCUAUCUCAAUCCCACCCUUCUCCUACUGGUAACUUUCUUAACUAUGUAGUAAACUACGCUACUUCUGCCACCGCCACUCCGAUUAAGCUAGCUGCAACAACCCCUGAGGUUUUGGACAACUCGAUCAGAUUAGUUUUGGAGGCGGCACAACAUUUAGGGGAGAAUAUGGUUAGGACUAUUGCUAUGGAUGGUAUCGAAGGGCUUGCCUGCGGUCAAAGAGUUCUCAACACUGGUUCUCCUAUCACUGUACCUGUAGGUCGAGGAACCCUUGUUCAUAUCAUUAAUGCCAUUGGAGAUCCAAUUGAUCAUAGAGGCGAUAUUAGUUGGUAUGAAAGCCAUAACCUAACAAACUCAAGAGCCAGAUGCAAUGUGAAAGCAAACUGCCCAAAAGGUGAGAACAUUUCCUAG
Messenger RNA from Lactuca saligna, 507 nucleotides. Lineage: Eukaryota; Viridiplantae; Streptophyta; Magnoliopsida; Asterales; Asteraceae. The record is from the annotation of a GenBank genome assembly.